Dissoconium aciculare CBS 342.82 is the source of this 1530-nucleotide messenger RNA. Its product is annotated as MT-A70-domain-containing protein. The transcript has a single exon. The record is from RefSeq and is a predicted model, not a curated record. Gene Ontology annotation, cellular component: RNA N6-methyladenosine methyltransferase complex; nucleus. Gene Ontology annotation, molecular function: methyltransferase activity; nucleic acid binding. Lineage: Eukaryota; Fungi; Ascomycota; Dothideomycetes; Mycosphaerellales; Dissoconiaceae. The coding region runs from base 1 to 1530 and encodes 509 amino acids.
AUGCAACACACAUCACCACCAACAGAACCAGAACCAGAACCAGAACCAGAACCGGAAACAACAACUCCAUCAUCCCAUCAACAAUCAUCGUCAGCUAUUCUCUGGCAAAAUGCCACCCGCUCCAUAACAGUCCUCGACCUGCCGACCUCCAUCGCCCGUGCACAAGACUUCGAUCCAUCAUCCGUCUUGGGCGAAAUUGCUUCAGUCCGCCCGCUGCAACGUCCAUUCCCCUCCAACCAGCCCAGGACGCCAGCCGCUGCCGCUAGGCUCAAUCAACGUCACACCUGCAGCUCUGACGAAUUCUUCCUCCACCAACAUGCGACCUAUCGCCAGGUCCUCUCACGUGCCCUCGACGAAACCACUCGAGCAUUCCCGUCAGGCAGGAAAUGGUGUCGACCCCGGCGAAAUGUGGUAGAUGCUACGAGAGCAGGUCCUUCUUUGACCGAUGCUGACAAUGACGAUCAUCCGAAACGCAAACUUGAUGCUAUAGACGAAUCUACUUCGCCAGAUGAGUUCCGUCCGUUGCCAAGAGCCUCGUCUCCAAUUUUCCCGCUCAAGCUUAUUGAAGAGGAGAUCCACAAUGGUGGAUAUGACAGUGAUGCCAAGCAGUCGCUCAGUAAUGACAGCAGCAUUCAAGACAGAGACUGGUCGGGACAUCGCCUCUCCGUCUGUGAAGAAUGCCUCUCUGAUGAUCGUACCUUCAUGACUAAUUGUAGCCUCACAACCCAACGCAUCCAUUACAGAUCACAGAAUCACGCUUCAUACCCAACAGUAGAGAAAGAAGAUCAUUUCACCUUCCUCAUCCCUCCCAAAUCUUCCUUCUAUCUAGCAGGCUGCACCGCUUCCUCCGCCUUCCACGCAUCCCUCCGUAACCAAUCCCAAAACCAUGACCUCCCGCGUCGAAAAUUCGACUUCGUCCUCCUCGACCCGCCCUGGCCCAACCGCUCCGUCAGACGCAGCCACAAAACUCCCGGGAAAACCUACUCCACUGCCACAACCCUCCCCGAGCUCCGCCGCCUGCUGCUGAAAAUGGACCUUGACGUUUUAAUUGACGAGUCCUGCGUGGUAGCGAUCUGGAUCACGAAUAAGCCCGCGGUCCGCGAACUCGUGUUGGAUUCCGAAAAGGGCCUUUUCGCGGCGUGGGGCGUGGAUCUGGUUGAGGAGUGGUUGUGGUUGAAGACGACGGAGAGCGGCGAACCGGUGAGUGAAUUGGAUGGUGCGUGGCGGAAGCCUUAUGAAGUUCUCCUCCUGGGACGUCGUCGGAAUGGCUACCACGACUUGGGACAGUCGGGAGAAGCACCUUCGCCAUCGGUCGUGUAUCGCACGAUCAUUAGCGUUCCGGAUUUACAUUCCAGAAAGCCGUGUUUGAAGGAGUUGAUCGAGCCCCUGAUGCCCGAUGCGACGAACUAUCGUGCUUUGGAAAUCUUUGCUCGAAACCUGGUGGCGGGGUGGUGGAGCUGGGGGGAUGAGUGUAUCAAGUUCAACUGGGAAGGUUGUUACUCCUCUGGAGACCCGGACAGGGUGAGCUGA